Messenger RNA from Myxocyprinus asiaticus (Chinese sucker), 2376 nucleotides. Its product is annotated as RISC-loading complex subunit tarbp2. Gene Ontology annotation, molecular function: pre-miRNA binding; double-stranded RNA binding; siRNA binding. The record is from RefSeq and is a predicted model, not a curated record. The transcript is spliced from 9 exons. The coding region runs from base 211 to 1407 and encodes 398 amino acids. NCBI's taxonomy places the organism in Eukaryota, Metazoa, Chordata, Actinopteri, Cypriniformes, Catostomidae. Gene Ontology annotation, biological process: regulation of siRNA processing; regulation of viral transcription; regulation of miRNA processing. Gene Ontology annotation, cellular component: RISC-loading complex.
UUCAGUUCAAAGUGGCCUCGGCUUGUGUUGUGGCAGAACUGAGGUAGUUUGGUUGUGUGGAGCGGGACGGUGAGAGAGAGGGGCUUUAUCGUCUCCCCGCACCUCGGUCCUCCCCGCACGAUAACAUAUGAAUGAUAUCAGAGGGGUUACAGUCACCUCUGGGGGUUUCUGCUGUCCAAAACAAGUCAGCUUUUUAUCUGUUAUUGGGGGAUGAACGACGAGAAAAGCCCGGAUAACAGCAAGAGAAACUCUGGGUUUACCAGUAUUGAGCAAAUGCUGGCUGUGAACCCUGGUAAGACGCCUAUCAGUCUGCUGCAGGAAUAUGGAACGCGGAUAGGCAAGACCCCAGUGUACGACCUGCUGAAGGCUGAGGGUCAGGCCCACCAGCCCAACUUCACCUUCCGUGUGUCUGUGGGAGACAUCAGCUGCACAGGCCAGGGCCCCAGUAAGAAAGCUGCCAAGCACAAAGCCGCAGAGGCCGCCCUCAAGAUGCUUAAAGGAGGAAUGCUGGGAGGGAUUGGAGGAAAUGGGAUAGAAGGAGAUGGGUUUGCUGGGAUCGAUAUGGAGGGAGAAUGUACCCAGUCAGAAAUCAAAUUAUCCAGUUCCACACAGCAAGCCGAGUGCAAUCCAGUUGGAGCUUUGCAGGAACUAGUCGUGCAGAAAGGCUGGCGUUUACCUGAGUACACAGUCACUCAAGAAUCUGGGCCUGCACACCGCAAAGAGUUCACAAUGACCUGCAGGGUGGAGAGAUUUGUUGAAAUAGGUAGUGGUACAUCAAAAAAGCUUGCUAAGAGAAAUGCAGCAGCAAAGAUGCUCUCUCGUAUCCAUGAUGUACCAGUGGACAUGCGUAGCAGCCAUGAGGCCGAAGCAGAAGAUGAUACCUUUAGUAUGCACAUGGGUGGCAGACUAGAGGGAAGCAAGUCUAAAGGUCUCGGCUGCACAUGGGACUCUCUAAGGAACUCAGCCGGGGAGAAGAUCCUGCAGUUGCGAUGCCAUCCUCUAGGCCAGCCAGACUCCAUUGACUCCAAUUUCUGUUCUCUCCUUCAUGAACUCUCUGAGGAGCAGCACUUUGACGUCAGCUACCUGGACAUAGAGGAGCGCAGUUUGAGCGGCCUGUACCAGUGUCUGGUAGAGUUGUCCACGCAGCCCAUAACCGUCUGCCACGGAUUCGCCUCCACCUUGGAUACGGCCCGUGCCAGCGCUGCACACAACGCUCUCCAGUACCUCAAGAUUAUGGCAGGGGGAAAAACACAAAUGAAGAUUUUUAGAAGAACAUCUCAGCUCUGUGGGUCCAUACAAUGCAAGGAAUGUUGGAGUUGGAUAGUAGUGCAACUCAUUAUGAGUACCUGUAUAUUGAUGAGGCUGGCUUCAAUCUUCACAAAAAAAGGAGAAGAGGGAGAAAUGUGAUUGGCCAUCGUGCCACAGUCAAUGUCCCUGGACAACGAGGAGGCAACAUCACUCUGUGUGCUGCAAUUUCUACCACUGGUGUUGUGGCACACAAUGCUGUCUUGGGGCUAUACAACACAGAAAGGCUCCUACAUUUUUUCAACUUCCUCAGUUAAAUCUUCUUUCCGCAGGGUGAUCAGGAGCAAAUGGAGCGGACGUUUGUAGUUGUUUGGGAGAGUGGUUUGAGCAUCACCCACAUUUCAGGAUGGAUGGUGUUCCUUCCACCAUAUUCUCCUUUCCUGAAUCCAAUUGAGGAGUUCUUCUCCUCUUGGAGAUGGAAAGUAUAUGAUCGCAACCCUUACAACCAAGAAAGUCUUCAAGCGAUGGAAGAGGCCUGUGGAGAAAUUGAGGCACAAGCAUGUCAAGGAUGGAUCCAGCAUUCACAGUGUUUUUUCCCCUCGAUGCAUGACUUGUGAAAAUAUAUGCUGCGAUGUUGAUGAAAUUCUCUGGCCAGAUGUAAUUGAGAGGCAAGAUCAAUAAAGUUAAUAGAUUAAGUGAUUGCAGUACAUUUAUUUAUGGGGGGCAAAAACUCAUUGUUAUACAACUAAACUCCUCAUUAAAGAACUUCACGAAAAAUGUAUUUUAAUUUGUGUAUCUACAGCUGAAUUUGUUAUCUAAUCAACAGAGAACACACUUGUAGUUUUGAUGUUAGUAUUUAUUUUUAAUAAAUGCAUUACUAGAAUAAAAUUCAGUGCUUCAUUAUGCAGUGAAUAUUGAACUGUUUCGCCAACAUAAGAGUGUUUCGUUUGCUAUGUUAACUGUUUUGAGAGCAGUUACCUGAGUUUGGAGAAAUGUGUCAAAUCGAUUGGGAAAAACUGUAAGAGAUUGGAUAACUAAGUGACUGUUUGUGCUCCAAUAGUCUGGUGGAAACACAGGAUUUAAAGACAAACUGCAUCCUUGCAACCAGCUGCUGUAGCUCUGGGUGAAAUU